AUGGAGGCUAUUCCCUCAGCUUCUGGCGAUGUGGGAUUACAAAAUUCUGCCACAGUCAAGAAUCAAGAAUUGCGGCUGCAGCAAGAAGUCAAGAAUUGCUGCUGUGGCUUGACUUUAACAUCUUCUCUGGGAAAGCUUAAUCUGUCCUCCAACGGAUUAAAUGCCACCAUACCGGCCAGCCUCUGGUACCUAAAGGAUCUGAUGUCUUUAGAUGCCCACUCAAAUGCUUUCGGUGGUUUCAUACCGCAAGAAAUUGGAAAUUUGUUGGCCGCAACAGACAUAGACUUGUCAAGGAAUAAGUUUUCAGGAAAUAUUCCGGCAUUGGUUGGAAGUCUUAAGAACUUGAUUAGUUUCACAUUGGCAGACAAUGAACUGCAAGGAUCUAUUCCUGAGAUAGUAAGAAAGAUGGUGAACUUGGAAUCAUUGGAUCUAUCUCAAAAUAAUCUCACUGGAGAGAUUCCUGCAUCAUUGGCAUCACUCUUGCAGUUGAAGCAUUUUAAUGUGUCAUUCAACCACCUGCAUGGAAAAAUUCCAGCAAAUGGUUCUUUCCUCAAUUUCACGAUUGAAUCGUUCAUGUUCAAUGAAGCAUUAUGUGGUGGCCCUCCUCAACUGGGAUUCCCUCCUUGCCCAAACAAUUCUCCUCAAGCAUCCAGGACAAAAAAAUUCCCCAGAGUUGCAUACAUCCUGUUACCAAUUGCGUUCACAGUUUUUGCAGUUAUUAUCAUUGUGUUGGUGCUCACCAUGACAAGGCGUGGAAACAGAAAUCGUGCUCAAACAAAUCCACUCCCUCCAACCACACAUGAAAGGAUUUCGUACUAUGACCUUGUGCAUGCAACUAAUGAUUUUGGUGAAAGCAACUUAAUAGCAAGUGGGAGCUAUGGUUCGGUUUACAAGGGGGUGCUUAGGGAUGGGAGUAUUCUGGCAAUAAAAGUUUUCAAUUUGCAAGUUGAAGGAGCAUUCAAAAGCUUCGAUGCAGAAUGUGAAGUUCUGCGGAAUAUUCGCCAUCAAAAUCUGGUAAAAGUCAUCAGCAGUUGCUCUAACCAUGAUUUUAGAGCUUUAGUCUUGGAGUACAUGCCUAACGGAAGCCUUGAAAGGUGGUUAUAUUCUCACAACUAUUUCUUGAAUUUCCUGCAAAGGCUGAACAUAGUUAUAGAUGUAGCAACUGCACUGGAUUAUCUCCACCAUGGCUAUUCAUCACCUAUUGUCCACUGUGAUCUGAAGCCCAGCAAUGCUCUUCUGGAUCAAGACAUGACCGGUCACGUGGGUGACUUUGGCAUUGCAAAGUUACUUAGUGGAGGUGAAAGUAAAGCA
This is a messenger RNA of Coffea arabica (coffee), 1311 nucleotides long. The record is from RefSeq and is a predicted model, not a curated record. Lineage: Eukaryota; Viridiplantae; Streptophyta; Magnoliopsida; Gentianales; Rubiaceae.